This is a messenger RNA of Sinocyclocheilus grahami, 1317 nucleotides long. RefSeq lists its product as uncharacterized. The transcript is spliced from 6 exons. The record is from RefSeq and is a predicted model, not a curated record. Lineage: Eukaryota; Metazoa; Chordata; Actinopteri; Cypriniformes; Cyprinidae. The coding region runs from base 1 to 1317 and encodes 438 amino acids.
AUGUCAUCACUGUGUGAUGGAAAUGAUCUCCUGCACUUGAACAAGAAUAGUGCUUCUGGUGUUGAUACUGACAGUGUGGCAGUGUUUGUGAUGGAGGGAGAUGCAGUCACUCUAUACACUGAUGUUAAAGCAAACCAACAAGACAGACUUAAAUGGUAUUUUAAUGACACGCGUAUCGCUCAAAUCAAUGGUGACCAGAGGAAGAUCUGUACAGAUGUUCAGUGUGAAAAGAGAUUCAGAGACAGACUGAAGCUGGAUCAUCAGACUGGAUCUCUGACCAUCAUCAACAUCAAAACCACAGACUCGGAACUUUAUGAGCUACAGUUUAACAAUGGCAUUAUUGAGAAGAUCUACUACGUUUCUGUCCAUGGUGCAUCAGGUGUUGAUACAGAUGGAGUGUCACUGUUUGUGAUGGAGGGAGAUUCUGUCACUCUGCACACUGAUAUUUCAAAAACCCAACAAGAGAGAAUUAAAUGGUAUUUUAAUGACGCGUGUGUGGCUGAAAUGAAUGGUGAUUUCAGUCAAAUCUGUGCAAAUGAUAAAUGUCAUAAUGAUGAAGAGAGAUUCAGAGAUGGAAUGAAGCUGGAUCAUCAGACUGGCUCUCUGACCAUCACAAAUAUCAGAACCACAGACUCUGGACUCUAUAAGCUACAGAUCAUAAACAACAGCAGCAGCAUUAGUGAAAAGAUAUUCAGUGUUACUGUCCGUGAUGUUCCUGGUGCAGAGACACAUAAAAUGAAGACAAUGCCAGUGGUGGAGGGAGAAUCUGUCACUUUAGAUCCUGGUGUAAUAAAAAAAACAAAUGACUUGAUGACAUGGUAUUUUAAUGACAUUUGCAUUGCUGAAGUCAGUGGAGAUUUCAGUAAGAUCUGUACAGAUGUUCAGUGUAAUGAAGGGACUGAGAGAUUCAGAGACAGACUGAAGCUGGAUCAUCAGACUGGAUCUCUGACCAUCAUGAACAUCAGAAACACAGACACUGGACUUUAUAAACUGGAGAUAAACAGCACCAAUAGCAGCAUUCGUCGUCGCCGCAGCAACAGUAUCAGCAUCAGCAGCUUUAAGAGCUUCAGUGUUGCUGUCAUUGAAUCAGGUCAGUCUGUGGCAGGAAUAUGUGCUUGUGUUGGCAUUUUUCUGCUGGUUUCUGUAGCUGUAUCCGCUGGUGUGAUUCACUGUCGCUGCAAUAACUCUACACAACCAGAACAGAAUGAGCAUCAUGUUGAACACUCGUCCCCUAAUAUGGCUGAGAUGCCAUUGAUGACUGUUGCCAAUGAAUCGUCACCUAAUCAGACUGAGGCUGCCAGUGUGACAUCAACGUAA